Messenger RNA from Gastrolobium bilobum, 2308 nucleotides. Its product is annotated as acidic leucine-rich nuclear phosphoprotein 32-related protein-like. The record is from RefSeq and is a predicted model, not a curated record. Gene Ontology annotation, cellular component: nucleus. The coding region runs from base 366 to 1781 and encodes 471 amino acids. The transcript has 2 exons. Gene Ontology annotation, molecular function: histone binding. NCBI's taxonomy places the organism in Eukaryota, Viridiplantae, Streptophyta, Magnoliopsida, Fabales, Fabaceae.
CCCGAACCGCGACGGGAACCCGUUUGCCACCACAGAGAGAGAGAGAGAGAGAGAGAGGUUUAUCAUCGAUUCAUCUCCCCUAACCCAGUAGACGAAGGAGAGAGAAAUUAUAAAACAGAGUUAGAGAGAGAAACAAAAACCAUUGUGUUCCGAAUUUCCACACUAAAAAUAUUGGGUGUUCAAUUCAAUCCCUUCAUUCCCUGAAACUAACCAUUGAAUCCAAUCACGUUCAUCAUCAAUACCUCGGGUCGUGUGAUUUUUCAAAUUUCAUACAUAGCUGCAGUCUCAGUCUCAGGUUUCUUUCUUCGAUGCUCUAGGUUAAAGGUUAUUUCUGAAGUGCUUGGAUUUUCGGUGUAAGGUUUUGUAUGAGAUAUAGGAUUUCGUAUUUGAUGGAUGAGAUCUGGGAGAGGGCUGUGGAGACGGCGUUAGACGGCGAGAAGGACCACGCCUCGGCUCGAACGAUAACCCUAGACGGCGCCGUUAAGUGUGUCCAGGGACGGUUACCACCUCCGAGCCUUCUGGAGAGGUUCGAGAACCUUCAGCACCUGUCGAUUGCAAACGUCGGCGUUUCGUCGCUGGAGCAGUUCCCGCGGCUUCGGAAUCUUCAGAAGUUGAACCUCUCCGACAACCGAAUCGCCGGUGGACUCGAGUUUCUGGUCCAGGCUGGGUUGGAUUCACUGCGGGACCUUGAUCUUUCCAACAAUCGGAUUCAGUAUAUUGAGGAUCUCGCGCCACUCGCGCAGGUGAAGCUUGUUUCGCUGGAUCUGUAUGAGUGUCCCGUUACGCGGGUUAAGGAUUAUCGAUCUAGGGUUUUUGGGUUGAUUAAGUCUCUUAAGUACUUGGAUAAGAUGGAUGCGGAGGAGAACGAGAGGCCUGAGUCUGAUGAUGAGGACGAAGAGGAGGAUGAGGAGGAGGAGGAGGAUGACCCUGGUAGUGGGGAGAUUGAUGGGGAAGAAGAUCGAAACUUCGGGAUGAACAACGGGCACAGUGAAGGGGUUGAUGGAGUUGUUGAUGCUGAUGAAGAUGAGGAGAGUGAUGCGGAUGAAGAAGUGACGGAGACGUCGAGGCAGAGGGUGAAUGGGUUGAACAGCCAACAGGAGAAUGGGUUUCGAGUUGCGCCCGUGGUUGGGAAUGAUGUGGAGGAGGAUGAGGACGAGGAAGAUUCUGGGGAGGAGAUUGAUGAGGAGGGUGAUGAGGAUGAUGUGGUUGAGGUUCAUGAGAUUGAUGACAGCGAUGAUGAAGAGGAUGGGGUUGAGUAUGAUGAGGAGGAUGAUGACGAUGAUGACGACGACGAUGAGGAUGAUGACGAGGAAGAAGAGGUUGACAAUGAUGAAGGGGUUUUUGCAGAACCUGAGAGUACUGGACGGUUGACAAGCACGGAAGGGGAGAUUGAUGGGCAUGAACAGGGUGAGGAAGAUGGAGAUGAAGAUGACAAUGGGGAGACUGGCGAAGAUGAGUUAGGGGUAGAGGAUGAUGGAGAGUUUGAAGAUGACGAUGAUUUGCUGGAAUCACAGGAAGAAGACUAUGGUGCUGGAUAUCUUGUUCAGCCAGUUGGACAGGCUGAGGCUCUCAAUGCUGGGCGUGCUGACGCUGAUGGCGGAAAUGAUGAUGGUGAAGAGCAGGAGGAAGUUGAUGAUGAAGACAAUGAUGAUGUUCAGGUGUUGCCUCCUGCCUCUUCACACCCCAAGAGGAAGAGGGAUGAUGAUGGCGAUGAAGACGAGGACAAUGAAGAAGAUGAAGAUGUGGAAGCAUUCAAAAAGUCAUCCAAGAAGCAUCAUUGACGCGCCAUUCUAAUAUAUCUCAUGUUCUUGUUCUGUUGAUUGCUUCCAAGUAUUGGAAGCCCUGAAAACCUCAGUUUACAUAGAACGGUUAUGGUUAGUUAUUUAGGUAUUUAGCUCUCUUGAACAGAGGACAUAUUAGGGAAAAGAAUUGUAUGUUGGGUGGAAAUAUAUCAAGUUAGUUCAAAAAGUCGUUAGUGUUUUUUCCCUCUUCCCUUUCACAGUAGCCGUUGCUCUAUAAAAUAUUCAAAUGGCAGUUAUCAGAGGUUUACCGCUCAUGUGCUUGAUGCAGGUUUUGGCUUUGCAAAGGAACUGGCUGAGUGGCUGGCUGGUGCCUGGAGGGAAGCAAAGGGUGGGAACCUUUUAAAUUUUUGUUUUCAAAUCUCUAGUUUAUUGGAGCACUUUUUUGGUGGGACAAAAAAAUAUACAAAAAAAGAAAAAGAAAAAGAAAAAGGAAAAGCUUGUAAAACACCUGCAGAUAGUUCUUAUGAAAAUGAUUCGGAUCAAUCAAAUUGGGUGCGUGUUCUAAU